Molecule: messenger RNA, 2432 nt
Organism: Exophiala xenobiotica
Lineage: Eukaryota; Fungi; Ascomycota; Eurotiomycetes; Chaetothyriales; Herpotrichiellaceae
Exons: 4
Coding region: 315-2009 (564 amino acids)
Molecular function (GO): protein binding
Source: RefSeq, a predicted model, not a curated record
CUCUCUUGUCUCGCUGGCUCCAUCCGCCCUCCAUCGCAUUUCCGUUGUCCUCAAACACAAGUCGGAACCCAUGUGACUCUAUCGGGUCUGACAUAAUGUUGCCUCUGUCGCCGCUGACCGCGCUGGGUCCACAUUCCUUAUGUCUGGCUGCGUGCUGCUAACGUCGUUCCCUAGCUUGACCCCUACCAGGAUAUAUGAAAUGUUGACUUCACGCAGUUCCCGGGUCGCUACCGUGGUCCUCUGACUCAAUAGAAACGCCGAAGCAUCUCUCCUUGAGAGAGUGUUGUGCUCCCUCAUCCUUCCCAUAACCCGCAAUGGAUAUACCCCCGUUGGCGCAGCCUUGCCCGCUGUUGAGUCUUCCUGAUGAGCUGAGACUCCAUAUUGUCAGCUAUCUUGACAAACGGAGAGAUCUAUUCAACCUCUCCAGAGCAUGCCGCGUCCUCGAGGAUGCGACCAUGGCCCGUCUCUACCAUAGUGUCGAUCUCGACCUACCACAAUCAAAAGCCUUAAAGACUAUUCUUCGAGCACCGGUAAUUGAAUCUGUCCGAGAUCUCACGGUAAGACAUGGAAGGACGAAUAGGAGGAACUCGGUGUACAAUCGCAGGACGAAGUCCGACGCAGUCUCAGUGGAAGUGCAUGUGAACGAAAUACUCAACACUAUACCCAAGGGACGCUUGAUCAGAUUUGGAUUGCUUCAUCAGAGCCCACUGAGCCCGCAAGCCCUUAGCCUACUCACACAGCGCCAUAAAAACACCAUCCGGCACCUAAGUUUCUGUGAAGUCACUUCCUGGCAGGAGGAAACAGCCCUCGUGCCUGCCAACCUAUCCAGCCUCGAGAGCCGAACGGUCAACGAAGGAGAUGGAGUAGAAAAGAUCAUCUCUGCAAACAGAAACAGUCUGCAAAGAUUACACUUGGGACAAGAGAGACAUCUAAUUGAACAAUACCACCGGACAAGGGUUGGCUUCUUUGACCAAAUCCCGCGGCCUUCAGAUACCUUCUUCGCCACGGCUUUCGCGCUAGAAAGCAUGCCACAGCUCCGCGAACUGUCACUCUGCGGGCUUGACCUCACAUCUCUUCGACCAGCCUCGAUCCAGCAGGCCCUGUUCCUUUGUCAACUCGAGCGCCUAUCUCUCGAAUCCUGCCCCGGCACUGCCGAACUUCUCGAAUCUAUAGCUGGCACAUUCCACUGGUCGACGUACGCUCCUGACGCCCCUCAAAGUCCUCGCAUAAUUCCGUCGCUCAAGCACUUCCUCCUGCGGCACGAGAACCCAACCAACGCUCUCAAAGAUGCCGUGAUCCGCUUCCUCACUUCCUUCACUGGCCUGCGCGGUUUAUCGCUGCUGUUCGAAAACGCCGCAAUCCUCGAACGCCCCUCGACCCUUAUUGCAGAACACGGUCCAACCCUACACACUCUCGUUCUUGAAUCGCGCCUCCAACCCCGCGAGCAUCUCAGCCUAGACACCUCUCGGCCCUUUGGCGUCGGCGGGUACAGUUCCGAUCUGUGGGUCGACACAAUCGACGACAUCUCGCGGCUGUGCCCUAAGCUCGAAUCUCUGGGCAUGGGCUUUCCCUGGAACGACGAGAUGGUCCGCUUGCGAAAAACGGCACUUCCUGCCCUGGCGAAUCUCAAGACCAUACAUAUCCGCAAUUUCCCCGAGAACCAAGUGUUCAGCCAAAUGGGCGACUACAGUAUAAAGGAGUACGCGACCAAGUUUAUAGAGUGGGCUUUCCCAGCGCUCCUAGGCGGUCAGAAACCCAGUCUCGAACAACUCGCAAUCGGGCCCACGGUGUACGCGAGUCGAUGGACGAUGCUGCCCGCAACAAGCGCGAACGGCGCGAGAAACCAAGUACCCGAGUUUUUGAGAACGCAUCAUUUCUGUCUCGACUGGGCCAAGACACGAUUCGGCCUGUGGAGUGCCCUUAUCACGCCUGUGUCGGAGAAGUUCAUGGAAGAGUUGGCUGGAGAGAAGCCGCUUCGAGGCGUGUUUGAGCAGGUCUGGUUGAGAUGAAGCUCUUCUUUUCCAUCAUUCAAUAUUUGCGGGCAUUUCUUUCUCUGUGGUUAGCUUGCCAUCUACUGUCCCAUCUCGGGUAUUACUGCAGAUUCGGAGUAACUUGAGUGCGACAGAUGGUGAUGGACUUGCACUGUUGCAUCUGGCGUCGCGGCGUACCUAUGGUUUGGUUUGCCCAUGAUACCCUCAAGCAUAGAUAUAGUUUAUGUCAAAUGACAUGGAUUUGGGAAAACAAGUGUGAUACCACUCUGUUCGCGUCAGUCCGUGCUGGUAUGAGGGAUGUACGUUCUUGAUUUGCUGGCUUUACUCCGGCGCAUUUCUUCCGGGACCGAUUCACGGGUCGAUGGCAGCAAAAGGCAUACUAUCUACACUAUAUCACAAGCCUCCUAUUAACUUGAACCUCUUAGGAAAGGCGAUUGCGAU